AGUAUGUCAUGUCAAGGAGAUUGUUCAUGUAAGGAACCAGUAGUACCGAUUCAAUCAAGUCAAAACAUAGAAGACGAUGAUAUAUGGGGUGAUGAUGAUCCAAAAUCCCUCAAUGAUAUCAAUAGAGCUCAUCACAAACAGGGUUACCUCGAUGGAUUAGUGCAUCAGCAAGAAGACAGUCUACAACAAGGAUUUGACGAAGGGUUUCCUAAGGGAGCUGAAUUAGGUGUACAAGUCGGUAGGAUAUUGUCUACUUUAAAACUCAACAAUCAAGACUUGUUUAAUCAAGCCAAGGAAGAACUUAAUAUUGUUAAUGUACUUGAUAGGAAAUACUUUGAUGCCAAGUUGAAUAUGAAUGAGGAAAUUCCAGUCAUUGCAAAAUGGUUGAAGAUUAUUCAUGAAUUAUAA
Molecule: messenger RNA, 408 nt
Organism: Spathaspora passalidarum NRRL Y-27907
Lineage: Eukaryota; Fungi; Ascomycota; Pichiomycetes; Serinales; Debaryomycetaceae
Gene: YAE1
Product: Yae1p
Exons: 1
Source: RefSeq, a predicted model, not a curated record